AAUCAGACAAUCAGCCCAACUAAUCAGACAACCCCAACUAAUCAGACAACCCCAACUAAUCAGCCGACCCCAACUACUCAGACAACCCCAACUAAUCAGACUACCCCAACUAAUCAGACAACCCCAACUAAUCAGACAACUUCAACUAAUCAGCCGACCUCAACUAAUCAGCCGACCUCAACUAAUCAGACAACCCCAACUAAUCAGACAACUUCAACUAAUCAGCCGACCUCAACUAAUCAGCCGACCUCAACUAAUCAGACAACCCCAGCUAAUCAGACAACAACAACUAAUCAGUCAACUCAAGCUAAUCAGACAACUUCAACUAAUCUGCCAACCACAACCUCAACUAAUCAGACAACCACAACACUAAUUACUAAAAACUCUACAACUUCAACCACCAAGACGACAACUACCACAAGAAGCACAACAAUCACCACAACAGCAUCUACUACAACAGCUACAAUAUCUACCUCCACAAGUACAUCUACUACCACAAUUUCUACAUCUACCUCUACUUCAACUGCAACAUCUACCUCCACAAGUACAUCUACCUCCACAAGUACAUCUACCUCCACAAGUACGUCUACUUCCACAAGUACAUCUACUUCCACAAGUACAUCUACCUCCACAAGUACAUCUACCUCCACAAGUACAUCUACUUCCACAAGUACAUCUACCUCCACAAGUACAUCUACCUCCACAAGUACAUCUACUCCACAAGUACAUCUACUCCACAAGUACAUCUACCUCCACAAGUACAUCUACCUCCACAAGUACAUCUACCUCCACAAGUACAUCUACUUCCUUCCAGUACAUCUACCUCCACAACACAACUUCUACGUCCACUUCUACUUCAUCUACAACAUCUACUUCAACUACAACAUCUACUAG
Molecule: messenger RNA, 894 nt
Organism: Homarus americanus (American lobster)
Lineage: Eukaryota; Metazoa; Arthropoda; Malacostraca; Decapoda; Nephropidae
Product: cell wall protein DAN4-like
Exons: 3
Source: RefSeq, a predicted model, not a curated record